This is a messenger RNA of Manis pentadactyla (Chinese pangolin), 2310 nucleotides long. It is a transcript of the gene RPAP3, whose product is annotated as RNA polymerase II associated protein 3. The record is from RefSeq and is a predicted model, not a curated record. Lineage: Eukaryota; Metazoa; Chordata; Mammalia; Pholidota; Manidae. Gene Ontology annotation, molecular function: protein binding. Bases 70 to 2061 code for a protein of 663 amino acids. The transcript has 17 exons.
GGGAAGCCGGGAGGGCGGGGCGGCUGAGUCGGCGGCGCGCGAGCGGCCUGGGGAGCUCUGCAGGUCAUCAUGACUUCAACAAAUAAAGCAAUUGAAUUACAACUACAAGUGAAACAAAAUGCAGAAGAAUUACAAGAUUUUAUGAGGGAUUUAGAAAACUGGGAAAAAGAUAUUAAACAAAAGGAUAUGGAACUGAGAAGACAGAAUGGUGUUCCUGAAGAGAAUUUACCUCCUAUUCGAAAUGGGAAUUUUAGGAAAAAGAAGAAGGGCAAAACUAAAGAGUCUUCUAAAAGAAACAAAGAUGAAAGCACAAAAAGCAGGAUAAAGUCUUAUGAUUAUGAGGCAUGGGCAAAAUUUGAUGUGGACAGUAUUCUUGAUGAGCUAGACAAGGAAGAGAGUACCCUUGAUUCUGUGUCCCAGGAAUCAGAGUCAGAAGAAGAUGGGAUUCAUGUAGAUUCACAAAAGGCUCUUGCUCUAAAAGAAAAGGGCAAUAGAUACUUCAAACAAGGAAAAUACGAUGAGGCAAUUGAAUGCUACACCAAAGGCAUGAAUGCUGAUCCGUAUAAUCCUGUUUUGCCAACAAACAGAGCAUCAGCAUACUUUAGACUGAAAAAAUUUGCUGUUGCUGAGUCUGAUUGUAAUUUAGCAAUUGCCUUGGACAGAAGUUAUGCAAAGGCUUAUGGAAGACGAGGUGCUGCUCGAUUUGUUUUGCAAAAAUUAGAGGAUGCCAGAAAAGAUUAUGAAAAAGUAUUAGAACUGGAGCCAAAUAACUUUGAAGCAAUGAAUGAACUCAGGAAAAUCAAUCAGGCUUUACCAUCUAAAGAAAACUCCUAUCCAAAGGAAGCUUUUGCAAAGAUUACAUCAGCUGAAGGAGAGAGAAGACAAAUUGAAGAACAACAGAAUAAGCAGCAGGCUGUUUCAGAGAAAGAUCGGGGAAAUGGAUUUUUCAAAGAGGGGAAAUAUGAAAGAGCAAUUGAAUGCUAUACUAAAGGGAUAGCAGCAGAUGGCACUAAUGCUCUUCUUCCAGCGAACAGAGCCAUGGCCUAUCUGAAGAUGCAGAAAUAUGAAGAAGCUGAAAAAGACUGCACACAAGCUGUUUUAUUAGAUGGCUCAUAUUCUAAAGCUUUUGCCAGAAGAGGAGCUGCAAGGACAUUUUUGGGGAAGUUAAAUGAGGCCAAACAAGAUUUUGAAACUGUUUUACUUCUGGAACCUGGAAAUAAGCAGGCAGUAACUGAACUUUCCAAAAUUAAAAAGGAAUUAAUUGAGAAAGGACACUGGGAUGAUGUCUUUCUUGAUUCUACACAAAGGCAAAACGUGGUAAAAUCUAUUGAUAACCCACCUCAUUUUGUAUCAACUAAACCUCUUAAGAAGGUUCUUAUUGAAGAAACUGGUAAUUUGAUACAGACUGUUGAUCUGCCAGAGAGCACUGCUGCUCCAGAGAGUAAUCCUGUUGAUAAGACAGGUACGAUAGCAGCUACAGGCACCACAAGCAAGCAGAAUGCAAGCCAGGAUGACCAUCUGCCCACAAAUGAUAUGCCAAAAGCAAAACUAUUGAAAAUAGAAGAAAUCGGUGAUACUUCACCACUGCCACCUCACGACAACUUGAAGCAGGAUGUAUGUCAAUUUUUCAGUGAGAAGAUUUCCAUAGGCUUGAACCAAGUACCUGCUCAGUUUAUUACAACUGUUCUUCCUCCAGUUCCUGCAAACUCAUUCCAGCUUGAAUCUGAUUUCAGACAACUAAAAAAUUCUCCAGAUGUGUUGUACCAGUAUUUGAAGCAAAUUGAACCACCCUUGUAUUCUAAGUUGUUUCAGAAAAAUCUAGAUCCAGAUGUAUUCAACCAAAUCAUUAAAAUUCUGCAUGACUUUUACAUUGAAAGAGAAGAGCCAUCACUCAUGUUUGAAAUCUUACAAAGACUUUCUGAACUAAAAAGGUUUGAUAUGGCAGUGAUGUUUAUGUCUGACCCUGAGAAAAAAAUUGUGCAUGUAUUAUUCAAUCACUUAGACAAAUCAGGAUUGAAGGGUGAUUCUGCUGAAGAACUCAGAAAACGAUAUGAUGGUUGAUUUCCAUGUCCAGUAAUUCCAUUCCAGUAAUUUUACUGAAAUUAUAGUCUUUGACUUUUGUAUGUAAAUUUUUUGUACUGAAAAUAAAGUGUUUUGCUUUUUAAGAAAAGGAAGUACAGGAAAGGACUGUCCUUAGAUGAGUGUCAAUUAACUGUAAAGUGAAUUGAGAUUUAACUAAAGAGAAAUAUAUGUAAGUAAACUAUUUAUAAGUCAUGUUCUGAAAAUAAAAAUGAGGUAUCCAUGUAAAAA